Rhododendron vialii is the source of this 1633-nucleotide messenger RNA. RefSeq names its product dnaJ protein homolog. Bases 170 to 1426 code for a protein of 418 amino acids. Gene Ontology annotation, molecular function: ATP binding; Hsp70 protein binding. Gene Ontology annotation, cellular component: cytosol; cytoplasm. Lineage: Eukaryota; Viridiplantae; Streptophyta; Magnoliopsida; Ericales; Ericaceae. Gene Ontology annotation, biological process: response to heat; protein refolding. The transcript is spliced from 6 exons. The record is from RefSeq and is a predicted model, not a curated record.
UGGCAGUUUCUCUCUCCCUCUCUCCAGAACCCUCUCUCUCUCUCUCUAGAGUUUUCCGUCUCUUCGGGCAGAGUUGCAUACGCAAGUACGAGGAAGACCUUGUGAUAACAGCAGAAUCUGCGACUAGGGUUUGGAUUUAGGACGGAAUAAAGAAAGAAGGGGCAAGAAGAUGUUUGGUCGGGCGCCGAAGAAGAGCGACAAUACGAAGUACUAUGCGGUAUUGGGGGUGUCGAAGGACGCGAGUCCGGAGGAUCUGAAGAAGGCUUAUCGGAAGGCGGCAAUCAAGAACCAUCCCGACAAGGGCGGGGACCCUGAAAAGUUUAAGGAGCUUGCUCAAGCUUAUGAGGUGCUGAGUGACCCUGAGAAGCGUGAGAUUUAUGAUCAAUAUGGUGAGGAUGCACUCAAAGAAGGAAUGGGUGGUGGCGCUGGUAUGCAUGACCCGUUUGACAUUUUUCAGUCCUUCUUUGGCGGUGGCAGCCCAUUUGGAGGUGGUGGUAGCAGCAGAGGACGAAGGCAGAGGAGGGGAGAAGAUGUAGUUCAUCCCUUGAAGGUCUCUCUUGAGGAGUUGUACAUCGGGACAUCUAAGAAGCUCUCUCUGUCUCGAAAUAUUAUUUGCUCAAAGUGCAAUGGGAAAGGUUCAAAAUCUGGAGCUUCAAUGAAAUGUGCUGGCUGCCAAGGAUCCGGAAUGAAGGUCACAAUUAGGCAACUUGGACCCUCUAUGAUCCAGCAGAUGCAGCAUCCUUGCAAUGAAUGCAAGGGUACUGGCGAGAGCAUUAAUGAGAAAGACCGUUGCCCUCAAUGCAAAGGUGAGAAAGUUGUCUCAGAGAAGAAGGUGGUGGAAGUUAUUGUGGAGAAGGGCAUGCAGAAUGGACAGAAAAUUACAUUCCCUGGAGAAGCCGAUGAAGCGCCCGAUACAGUCACGGGAGAUAUAGUGUUUGUCCUACAGCAGAAAGAACAUCCAAAGUUCAAAAGAAAGGGCGAUGACCUCUUCGUAGAGCACACCUUGUCUCUGACUGAAGCUUUAUGCGGCUUUCGAUUCAUUUUAGCUCACUUGGAUGGCAGGCAACUCCUUAUUAACUCAAACCCUGGGGAAGUGGUCAAGCCUGAUCAAUACAAGGCAAUAAAUGAUGAGGGUAUGCCGAUGUACCAGAGGCCAUUCAUGAAGGGGAAGCUGUAUAUUCAUUUCACUGUAGAAUUCCCCGAUUCUCUGAGCUCAGACCAGGUCAAAGAGCUGGAGGCCGUGUUACCCCCGAGGCCAUCAAUGGGGAUGUCGGAUAUGGAGCUGGAUGAGUGCGAGGAGACCACACUGCAUGAUGUCAACAUUGAAGAGGAGAUGAGGAGGAAGCAGGCCCAGGCUCAGGAGGCCUAUGACGAGGAUGAGGAGACGCACGGUGGAGGCCAGAGAGUGCAAUGUGCCCAGCAGUGAUAAUCUGAGUUUCUCUAUGUUCUUUCGGUUCUUGUUUCCAGAAAUGAUUGAAGAAAAAAAAUGGUAGUUGUAUGCAUAGAAGACUUCUGGGAAUCCACAAUAACAUGUGUUAGAGCAGUGUGUGUUGUUUUGUUAACAUGAGGAAAAGUACAACAUCUAUUGGUGAACGAUUAUGUGUUUUGAAAUUGUUACCUGGGGUUACCUUAA